AUGUGGAUUCUGAGGUAUGACUUCAAUUCUGAGAAUGGAGAGAAUGUCAAAUUCUCCUGCUGUUUGAAAGAGGGGAUUCGCUACGACAUCGGACGGUCAACCAAAAGUCCUCUAAACAUAAAGAACGACAAGAGCAUAUCGCGGAAACAUAUCGAGCUCGAAGUCAACAAUAAAGGUAUCCUUUCAGUUACCAAUACUGGAAAAUUGACUAAAGUUGAUGGGAAUACCGUGAAGCAAGGGCAAACUGUGGAAUUUCCGGUUUCUACGAGGGAAGCUUCAUUUGCAAUGGGAGCUUCGCCUAUUAAUGCUACACUAGUCAAUGAACUUGCGCUAUGGAAACUUCCCCAUAAUCUGAAUACUAUAGAAGAGACUAAGGCCGGUCUUUCUCUCUUUGGGAUCCAGGCAACCGAGUCCCUGAUGCCGAAUACUACUGCUCAAAUUGUCAAAGAACCUCAUGAAAAUUACAGCAACUGUUUGUUCUCCUUACUACGUGGUAUCUCCAUAUUACAAGAAAACUUUAUUGGUGAGUUUUUUCGGGAAUUUGACCAUGUUCAUACUGAUUUUGACUUCAAGUGGCGCGAGCUUGUCUCGAAAAGUACGCAAUUUCCAGGUUUCAAGCCUGUUCCAUCGUUCUUUCACGGUAUCAGUUUCAUUGUGACAAGCAGAAAGGCCUUUUCAAUAUUCAAACACAUUGUUGAUGCUGGGUCUGGUACCCUUUGGUUGUGCGACAACGUUCUGAAUUUAGCUGAUUUUAUUCAAAAACAGGUGCGAUCUACAACAAUAGUGCUCUUAUUUCAUAUAAAUCAUAAUAAUUCUCUGAGAUCUCCAUCUCAAGAGAGUACUGAUAUUGAUAUUCAAGAAGCAAAAUCGUUAAAGUUGGGCGCUCAAAAGUUGGGUUUCAAAAUCCAUGAUAUCAACGAUGUUACGAACGCUGUGCUGAAAAAUGAUAUUUCGUUACUAUUGCAGAAGACUUGUGUGCCAACCUUACUUUCGGAGGAGCUGCUGAAAAGAAAGCCAAGUUCUGUAGCUCCAACUGCUACCCAAUCGUCGCCCGCAGAAGACUCUCCCGAGCCAUCAAUCAGUCUUCGAGAGAAGCGCAAAAGGAAUACCCGGCUUAGAGUUCAGCCUCUGAAUAGUUUAGCCUUCUUUGGUGGUGGCUCGACCGCUUUACAAGAAUCACCAGCCACAAAAACUAAUGAAGUAGGAGGCAGUAAAAGCUUAGAUGAAAAAGAGUCGCAGCUCUUGGAGGAAGAUGGUGAGCAGCCAAUACGAAAGAAGAUGCGAAUAGCGACCAAUGAGUCAUCCCUAAAUACCACAAACCAACCGCUUGUGGGUGUCAUUACAUCUAACCCAAAAAGAACUCUUGAGGACCUUCCCGAGGAGCAAGAUUUUGCAGAGAAUCCUAGCAUAAAGCGUUCGCACAUGGAUAUUGACAGAAAUCAAAGAAGUCAUGCGGUGCUAGACCCAGCUCCCAGUAGUGCUGCAAUAGCAUCGCAUUUUCUUGAAAGUGCUGGUGACAGAAAUGAAGAAGAAAUAACCUCCAUUGAGACAGGUGGAAACAGGUUGAGUGAAGGUUCAAAAAUUACACUUCGCAAUGGAGCACGCUCAACUUCGUUUGUAAAAGCUAUACAAGAAACCAAAUCUCAUGAGGUGGGAAGGAUUAAAGAAAAAAUGGCAGAUGUGCACGGCGAGGAGCUUACUGACGAAGCAAUCCAAAAACUUGAUAAUUUGGCUAUCGUCGAGAAGAAAAACCUUCUGCGCCCAAGCACCAAGAUGGUACAAACUCGAGAGACUCAAGGUUCAGGCAGUAACCCGCUUUGGAGCGGUCGGAAGAACUUUAAAAAAUUUGUCAAGCAGUGGCCUUCUCAAUCAUCUCGAGCUAGCCCAGAUAGCGCCGCUCUUGCGAUUCGGAAUAAGGCAUAUCUGAUAACAAGAGACUAUGUUUCUUUGCAACCAUAUGAAGAGCGCAAAAGUCCCCCUGCCGAUGAGACUUUUGAAUUAUCAGAGAAUGAUAACAUUCAUGGAGAAAAUAACAUUCAUGGAGAAAAUGGCAUUCAUGGAGAAAAUAACAUACACGCAAGUACUCUCGAAAACUCUGAACCUAACCUUGGGGUGCAGGUGGAAGACGAGCCCCGGUUUACUUUUACAAGUCAGCGUAUUAAGCAACCGCAAGGAGAACGGAAUGUGAGCUCCCAUUCUGCUAACAAACAAGAGCUUUUCAUUGUUGAUGAUGAAUUGCAAGAGCCGCCCUUCCAAGAAGGGCCACCGAAAAGAUAUACCGACGUGGAGGAUACGGGUCAUGAUUUACUACCUUUUGGGAGAGAGUACGGGCCAAAGAAUUCAGGCGCUCGGGCUCGUCUUGGCCAUGGUAGUGAUGAUGAUGAUGAUGAUAGUGAUGACGAGCCUCGGUUUCAAUUUCGCUCCAGAAAGUGA
Messenger RNA from Lachancea dasiensis, 2433 nucleotides. The record is from the annotation of a GenBank genome assembly. Lineage: Eukaryota; Fungi; Ascomycota; Saccharomycetes; Saccharomycetales; Saccharomycetaceae.